AUGCGUCACACGACAAAUGACCGUCACGCAGCAGGUCGAAACCCGCGAACGAGUACCAUAGCCCGUGCAGAGCAGUCACGACGUUGGUCUAACGGCAAAGACGUCUUGCGCACUCCUUCGUCCGCUUACGACCAGGUCCGAGUGAGCGGUUUCUCGCCCGUCCGUCUCGACAGUUGGCAGCACUUUCGCUCGCUGUCGCAAGAGUACGAUCGCGUGUUUAAGUCCGACUCGUCGUCCAUUGCGCGUGACCCUGCGCGUUUCCAUGUUGGUAUUGAGCUCAAGCAGAUUCUGACGCCAACAACGAGCGCGCAAGUGCGCAAGACGAAGAUCAUUUGCGCUAUUGGACCAGCAUCGUGGUCGGUCGAGAUGCUGGGGCAACUGUUGGAUGCCGGGAUGGAUGUUGCCAGGUUGAACUUCUCACACGGAGAUCAUGAAGUGCACUUGAAGAGUCUGAAUAAUCUGAGGGAAGCAAUGGCCGCACGACCGGGCUGUCAUUGCGCAGUGCUUUUGGAUACAAAAGGACCAGAGAUUCGAAGCGGGUUUCUUAAAGGGCAUCGGCCUGUACACCUGAAGGCUGGACAGACACUGGAGAUCACGACGGAUUAUGGCGUGGAAGGUGAUAGCUCUCGCGUUGCCUGCACGUAUGAGCAACUGCCAACGUCCAUAUCCAUUGGCUCUACGAUUUUGUGCGACGACGGGAGUCUCGUUAUGACAGUGCUAGAAUGCCUGCCAGAGUCGAUUGUUGUGCGAGUGCACAAUGACUAUGUUCUUGAAGAGAAGAAGAACAUGAAUCUGCCAGGAGCGGCAAUUGAAAUACCCGGUAUCACGGAAAAGGAUAAAGAUGAUCUGCUGAAUUUUGCAAUUCCAAAUGGUGUAGAUAUAGUUUCAGGAUCUUUUGUGCGCUCAGCUGCAAAUGUGCGCGCAAUACGGGAGUGUCUUGGCGAAGCAGGUCGGCACAUCCGCGUUCAUGCUAAGAUUGAAAGCCAGGAGGCUCUUCAGAAUAUUGACGAAAUUAUUGCUGAGGCUGAUGGCAUUCAUGUGAGUCGUGGCGAUCUCGGUAUGGAGCUAUCACCGGAACGGGUAUUUUUAGCGCAGAAGCUGAUAAUCGGUAAAGCCAACCGUGCUGGCAAGCCUGUGGUCACCUCCACACAAAUGUUGCAAUCCAUGACAACGAAAGUUGUUCCUUCCAACGCAGAAUGUACCGAUGUCGCAAACGCCGUGUUAGACGGCACCGAUGCUAUGAUGCUAUCAGCAGAAACAGCCAAAGGCAUGUAUCCGAAGGAAGCAGCUGAAACAAUGGCCAGGAUUUGCGUUGAAGCAGAGCAAGCGCUCGACUAUGCGGAACUAUAUAGCCUGCACCGGGCUGCUAACCGACGGCACGGAAGCCUGUCCGAAUCUGUUGCCAGCUCGGCUGUCGAAAUCUCUUUGGACAUGAAUGCCAAACUGAUCAUUUCUAUCACUGACACAGGCGUCAGCACGACGUUACUGGCCAAAUAUCGUCCAAAAGCCAACAUCUUGGCUGUUACAUCCUCUGCUUUAACGUCGCAUCAGCUUGCUGGGGUGUCGAGAGGCGUGACGGCACUGUUGGUGGAAUCCAUGGUUAGUAUAGAUUAUCUCACAAUGAGAGCCAUUACACACGCAACAGAAAGGGGCUUGAUAAUGGAUGGUGAAGUUGUUAUUCUCGUUCAUGGACUCGACGAUUCCGUAUCGUCAUCGUCCAACGUGGUCAAGGUGAUCGAAGUUGCCAAACAAGACCGCAAGACGCAGCUUUACUAG
This is a messenger RNA of Peronospora matthiolae, 1776 nucleotides long. The record is from the annotation of a GenBank genome assembly. NCBI's taxonomy places the organism in Eukaryota, Oomycota, Peronosporomycetes, Peronosporales, Peronosporaceae.